AUGGCGUUCAGCAUGGGCGCGAACCCUGCGGGGAGCACUGCUGCAGAGUUGGGCCCUGAACUUCCAGAUGUUUAUGCGGAGGAGGUCGGUUUCAAAGGCGUUUCCGGUGAUAGCAACAUUCAAUUCCUCCCUACGCCCUGGCCUACCGACGCGCUUCCUGCCCCAACCUCCACUUUACUCGCCGUCGCAGCAACAAAAGGCAUAGCAGUCGGAGCGUGUCCAAAUGCUCUGUCUGUUGCGUCAACCGAAGCCGUGAGGGCGGCAAUAUCUGCCGACGGUGGGAAAGAAAAGGUCAAGACAAAGCCGUUUCAACCACAAGCAACUAUCGCACUUCCUGGGAGGCCUACGCACAUAGCCUUCGCAUCCGGCGACAGUGCAUUAGUACUCGCCACCGAGAACGGAUCUCAGCUUUCUGUUUUUGAGACAGGAAGCCUACUACAACCAAAUCCGCAGCCAGCUAUAUCCAUUCCUACCAAUGGUGCCACUUUCCGAACUAUUUGCCCCAACCCAGCGCAGGCCGACGAUUCCCACUCAUCCCUCGUGGCUCUUGUUACAACUUCCGGUGAACUAUUGAUUGCAAACCUCAAGGCUGGGAACCUCGUUACAGGUCCCCAAGGCAACAUCUUGAAAACUGAUGUUAGUUCUGUUUGUUGGAGUAAUAAAGGAAAGCAACUUAUAGCUGGUCUGGUGGAUGGGUCUGGCUAUCAGAUGACACCAGAGGGCGCCCAGAAAGAUACCAUCCCCAAACCACCCGACCUCGCAGAGCCCUGCCACGUGUCAUCCAUCGCAUGGCUUGAGAAUGAUGUCUUCCUAAUGGUUUACACUCCAAAUGCUGCUGAAGAUGACAUGGGGAUGACACCCUCGUCAUCGUAUUACAUUAUCACUAGAAAAAAGCAGGCUCCCUUUAUGAUACAGAAACUACCCGAACUGGCCAGUCCUUUUGGUUAUAAACGCGCACCCGCUUAUCAGUUCAUUGCGCGUCUCCGCUCCUACAAGCCGCACCUAUCUGACGCCUUGAUUGUGUCGUCAACGGCUUCUGCUGAUGUUGGACUUAUUACGAGGGCUGAUCAACCGCUAGCAAGCGACGAUAGUGCUAGGGCCACCGUGGGGCUAUUCACGACGACGGAAUUGAAUGAUGAUGCGAAGAAGGCUUCUGUCCCUUUGAAAGAUUCAGUUGAUGAAACCUCGGUAAUAGGUUUAGCACUCGAUCUCUCGAGCACGGAAUCCGUGAUAUCUCCCAUUCCAGGAGAGGAUAUCAAUGAGAGCUCAACUCCACUGCCCAACCUGCUUCUACUGAACCAUGAGGGUAUCUUGUGUUCUUGGUGGUUCAUAUACUCCGAUGCAGUCCGCCAGAAUAUUCCAUACGAUGGCCUAGCCUCCGUCAAACCGCAACAACAGCAACAGCCCAUGUUACAGCCGCAGCCAGCCCAACCCCAGCCUACGACGCAGCCCUCUUUCGGACAGCCGGCCUUCGGUAGCCAAGCUACCCUAGGAACAUCCACUUUUGCCUCUACAGGCUUCGGGAAACCCUCCGCGGCACCCGCUUUUGGGAGUCCGUCAGCUCUGGGAACGUCUCAGCAACCAAGUUUUGGGAAACCAUCUGCAACACCCGCGUUUGGGAGUCCGUCGGCUCUGGGUGCUUCCCAGCCGAAGCCUUCCUUUGGUAUGCCUGCGUUUGGUGCCCCCGCUGCAUUAGGGUCGGGUGCACCGCAGUUUGGUAAAUCUAGUUUUGGGCAGCCAUCAACGCCCGGAAAGCCGCUUGGCUCACUGCCUUUCGGAUCAAGUGGUGGUGCUACCUCUGGGGGCGGCUUUGGCUCGUUUGCAAAUACGGGCGGCGCGGGCGGUUUCGCUAGCCUCGCCACCACAAAACAGCCGGAAAGCUCACCCUUUGGCAAAAUGGCCGGCGAAAGCCCUUUUGGGAAACCUUCUGGACCGUCAGCCUUUGGUGCUCAGUCCGAUAGCAGCGCUUUCACGCCUCAGAAGACGGAAGAAUCAAAGGGGGCUUUCGGCAUGGGGUCUAGCAGCUUCGUCUUAGGAUCAACCUUUAAGGGAGAUGGAACUGCCGUUAAUGACGCACCCAAACCGGAUAAGCCUUCUGGAAUGUUUUCAGCACUUGGGUCAUCAAUGGAUGAUAUGGUGUCGACGCCUAACAAGUCUAGCCCGCCCACAGAAGCCAUGGAUGACACUGAAGACUCAAAUUCUCCUGCUCAGGAACUCCCUGAGGCCAAAGAACCCGCACCAUCCUUGUUCGGUGCCCCAUCGAAGCCCGCCCCUGGGUCUUCGGUCUUUGGCUCUCUCGGGUCUCAAACCCAAGCCCAGCAACCCUUUGGCUCAACUCAAACGAAUAAGUCACCAUUUUCAUUACUGGGCAAUACCACGACUGAAAACCAAGCACCAAGCCCUCCAUCAGCUCCAUCGGAGAAGACCGCUAUCGCUAGCCCGCCUUUAACGCAAGCCAAGUCACCAGAGCCAGAGCCGCCCCUACCCCCCGACUCUACAAGUAGGGCCGUUUACGGGCCAGGUGAUACAUCCGCGUCAUCCAAUGUUUCCAAGAGUUCUGUUGAUGAUGCACCCCUACCACCGGACUUCACCUCGCGGCCUAAGUCUGCCGAACCCGAGAGCGAACCGCCUUUACCACCAGACUUUACCACUCUGAAACCAAAAAAGGAGGAGUCCCAGGCUCCAGAAGAAGCUCCACUACCUCCCGAUUUUGCAAAACGCAGUGCGCCCUCCGCGAAAGAGCCACCUCCGAUUCCCGAUGGCUCGGAUGCAGAUGAAUCAGAGAAAGGGCCCCAGGAUGAUGAGUCUGAUUUUGAGGACAGUGGAGAAGAUAUCACCCAUGAAAUCAGUCAGCCUGAAACCGACGGGCCAAGCGUCAAGUCAUCACAGGAGAGUUCUUUCGACACCAAACAAGGCGAGGAAAGUCCAGCUGAAGGUUUGUUUGGCAACCAGCUUUCACGGCAACAGCCGCGGCAGUUGUUUGGUGAAAUAAGCAAACCCCUGUUUCCACCAGCGCAGGCCCGUGAACUUCCAAGGUCGCCUAGCCCUGUACGACCUGCUCGCACUCAACAAGGUCUUCCGAAACUUGAGAAUCUCCGGUCCGUCAGUGCUCCUCACAGACCGGGAAGCGCUCUUGCAGCUCGCAAGGCCUCUCUCUCGGAACUGGCCAAGCGCGAGGCUCAGCUAAAACCGGAGCCCAGCCGCACCCAGGAGUCGCGCCCUCAGCUCUCUAUUCAAGCACAGGAAGAAGCCCUAUCAGAUGAUGAAGACGAGAGACUUCGCGCGGAUCUUAGUCGACCUCUGGAACCCGUCCCUACACUUGAUCCUUUCCUACCACACCAAGAUUAUACGGGUCAAACCACGAAACCCGGCAUUCCUGGUCAGAUCGAAAGGCUCUACCGGGACAUCAACUCUAUGGUUGACACUCUUGGUAUUAAUGCGCGAUCAUUGUCUUCUUUCCUCCUAUAUCAACAAGAAUCGACGAACUCCGAUUGGAUCAGCACUCUAAAGGGUGACAGUCCCGCCGAUAUUCUAGAUGAGAAACACCGUCUUCGACAAAUUGAGGAUUUGGAUGAUACUGUUGCCAUUCUCAGGGAUUCACUAGAAGAACAACGGGUCCAAGGGGUUAAAGAAAAGCUGGAAAGCUGCAGAGAAAUGCUGAGCAAAGAAAUUCUCACCCUUCGCAGUCAAUGUGCAAGUAUCAGAAAGACUCUCGAUGCACACACUGAUGCUGCUGCAAUCGUUUCUGCGCCUCUUUCUGCCGAGCAGGCGAACCUCCAGCAAGAUCUUCGCACCUCGUCAGCCGAAAUACAAGCCAAAUUGGUAGACCUAGAGUCCGCGGUGUCUCUUCUACGAGCUAAGAUUGCCGAUGUCCCGCGCGCCGAUGGAUCGCGGCCGACAACAAGGCGACCAACAGUUGAGGCUGUCACAUCGACCAUCGCUACGAUGAUGAACAUGGUCGAAAAUAAAAGCGGCGAUAUUGACGUACUAGAAGUCCAAAUGAAAAAGCUCGGCUUUGAUACAUCGGCGACACCCACCAGCCGAGAGGGGUCUCCUUUCACGACACCUAGAAAGGGACUUGGAAAACUCCCCACUACUCCUGGAUCUCGUGGGACCAUGGACGAUCCGGUCAGUUCAUAUCACACGCCAGAUUCUGCUGCUCGCGGGAAAUUCCGGUCGAGUGUCAAUGGGUCGGCAAAAGCAAGUAGGCUUCGAGCCAUGGAAGCUGUCGACAACGUUGGUAGCAAAAGGGAGGUCGCGCAAUGGAAGGCUAAAAUGCAGCGAAAACAGCAUUUGAUCGGGAGCCUCAAAAAGGCCAUUGGGGAAAAGGAAACGAAGGUUCGGAGCGUGGAUGAUCUAUAG
Molecule: messenger RNA, 4362 nt
Organism: Aspergillus versicolor CBS 583.65
Lineage: Eukaryota; Fungi; Ascomycota; Eurotiomycetes; Eurotiales; Aspergillaceae
Product: FG-nucleoporin NUP159
Exons: 3
Coding region: 1-4362 (1453 amino acids)
Biological process (GO): RNA export from nucleus; protein import into nucleus
Cellular component (GO): nuclear pore
Molecular function (GO): protein binding; structural constituent of nuclear pore
Source: RefSeq, a predicted model, not a curated record